Acanthopagrus latus (yellowfin seabream) is the source of this 6429-nucleotide messenger RNA. Its product is annotated as transcription factor COE3-like. The record is from RefSeq and is a predicted model, not a curated record. Gene Ontology annotation, molecular function: RNA polymerase II cis-regulatory region sequence-specific DNA binding; DNA-binding transcription factor activity, RNA polymerase II-specific. The transcript is spliced from 16 exons. NCBI's taxonomy places the organism in Eukaryota, Metazoa, Chordata, Actinopteri, Spariformes, Sparidae. The coding region runs from base 517 to 2163 and encodes 548 amino acids. Gene Ontology annotation, biological process: regulation of transcription by RNA polymerase II.
UUUUUGAAGCGCUGGCGUGUUUUUUUUAUCCCACUUUUCAUUUCUUCACAAUCCGCGGCUGCUCGCACUCCCUCUGAUCCCCGGCUCUCCGCGCUCCGUUCUCCCGGCGUCAGGCGCUCCGGAUCCCGGCUGAUUCUCCUGCAUCCCUCUGUCUCUCUCUCUCUGCGGGCUCCUCUGAGAUGCUCUCCCCGCUCUGCGAGCCUCUCUCCGCCCUCUUUUAACUUCACAGAGACGCCAGUUUAACGCCCGGGCAGCUGCGAGCCAGGGCUGGGAUCUAAAACAACCCCGGAGAAACCCAGAGGGAUCCCGGGCUCUUCUUUGGAUCAGGACCCGGUACUUUGGGGAAGCUCGCUCGUGUGUCCCUCCUCCUCCUCCUCCUCCUCCUCCUUCCUCCUCCUCAUCGCUCCUCUUUUCUCCACCUUAAUCCAGGUUGGCUUUUUUUGAGUGGCUGGUACAGGGAGGAUUAUUCUUCUUUCUUGUUUCUGGUGAAGACAAAGCUCCCAGAAGGACACUUUGAUGUUCUCCAUCCAGGACAGCCUCCCCCGGGGGGCCCUGACCAUGAAGGAGGAGCCGCUCCCCACCGGCAUGACCCCGGUCCGCUCCUGGAUGCAGGGCGCAGGGAUUUUGGACGCCAACACAGCGGCCCAGAGUGGUGUGGGUUUGGCCCGAGCUCACUUUGAGAAGCAGCCUCCAUCCAACCUGAGGAAGUCCAACUUUUUCCACUUUGUGCUGGCCCUCUAUGACCGGCAGGGUCAGCCGGUCGAGAUCGAGAGGACUUCCUACGUAGACUUUGUGGAGAAAGACAAGGAGUACAACGGAGAGAAGACCAACAACGGGAUCCACUACAGGCUACAGCUCCUCUACAGCAACGGCAUCAGGACAGAACAGGAUCUUUAUGUUCGGCUCAUAGACUCCAUGACCAAACAGGCCAUCCUGUAUGAGGGUCAGGACAAGAAUCCAGAGAUGUGUCGUGUCCUCCUCACCCACGAGAUCAUGUGCAGUCGGUGUUGUGACAAGAAGAGCUGCGGAAAUCGCAACGAGACGCCCUCCGACCCCGUCAUCAUCGACAGAUUCUUCCUCAAGUUCUUCCUCAAGUGCAAUCAGAACUGUUUGAAAAAUGCAGGAAACCCACGAGACAUGAGGAGGUUCCAGGUGGUGGUUUCCACUACAGUCAACGUGGACGGUCACGUGCUGGCGGUCUCAGACAACAUGUUCGUCCACAACAACUCCAAACAUGGCCGCCGCGCUCGACGCCUGGACCCCUCUGAAGCAGCCACGCCCUGCAUCAAAGCCAUCAGCCCGAGUGAAGGCUGGACGACCGGCGGAGCCACCGUCAUCCUCAUCGGAGACAACUUCUUCGACGGCCUGCAGGUCGUCUUCGGCACCAUGCUGGUCUGGAGCGAGCUGAUCACCCCUCAUGCCAUCCGGGUCCAGACUCCUCCCCGUCACAUCCCCGGGGUCGUGGAGGUCACGCUGUCCUACAAAUCCAAACAGUUCUGCAAAGGAGCACCGGGACGAUUCGUCUACACUGCCUUGAACGAGCCGACCAUUGACUACGGCUUCCAAAGGCUACAGAAGGUCAUUCCUCGCCACCCUGGAGACCCUGAGAGGUUACCUAAGGAGGUACUGUUGAAGCGAGCAGCCGAUCUGGUUGAGGCUCUGUACGGGAUGCCUCACAACAACCAAGAGAUCAUCCUGAAGCGAGCGGCCGACCUCACUGAGGCGCUCUACAGCGUCCCUCGCAGUCACAACCAGCUGCCCUCUCUCACCAGCUCGGCCGCGCACUCAGGCAUGAUGGGAGUGAACUCCUUCAGCAGUCAGCUCGCCGUCAACAUCUCCGAGGCCUCACAGGCCGACCAGGGUUACUCCCGUAACUCGAACAGUGUGUCUCCUCGCGGCUACGUGCCAAGCUCCACGCCUCAACAGUCCAACUACAACACCAUCACGUCCACUAUGAACGGAUACGGAGCUGGGAUGACCAACCUCGGCGUACCUGGAUCCCCCAGCUUCCUCAACGGCUCCACCAACUCUGCUUAUGCGAUCAAACAGAAGAGCGCCUUCGCCCCUGUCGUGCGGCCACAGACCUCCCCGCCCCCCACCUGCACCACCACCAAUGGCAGCAACCUUCAGGCUAUGGCAGGUCUCAUCGUCCCACCAAUGUGAGGAGGACCCUCAGCCAGAUAUGAAAAACACCCUGAAUCCCCCAGCUGAUGUCCCUGCCCACCUGAAACGCCGCAACAACAACGGCAGUGAAGAAUCCUUCCCCUCAUCCCCAGAGACCCCAACUGACCCACAAUCCUUCACUGCCCCAGUGGAAAACGUUUGACUCUUCAUCGAUUAAUUUUAGCGCAGCUUGACAUCUUCACUGAGAGACUUCUGAAGCCAUCACAGAUGUCUGAACCAGUCUUCUCAGAUGUCUGCAGUUGCUCCACCUGUGGAGGCUGAACAGGUCUCAGAUCAGUUUGAACCACUGUGAGACAGGAAGUAGGCAUGUCCACCGGGAGCUUCAAUCUGCCGCAGUGACAUCACAGAGAGAGGUUCAAUCUCAUUGGAUAAAAGGACAGUUUGAUCAGAUAUAGAUUUUAAUUUCAUCUUUACAUCACAGCCAACCAGACUCCAUUUAGAAAUUGAUUCAUUUCCAGCUCUCCAUUAAAUUCUACAUAAUAUGAAAUGAAUCAGCAGAGUCUGAACCUGAACGUGUUCUGCAAUCCAUCACAGCAAAACCCUAACUUAACCCUAACCCUAACCCUUAAGACAUGCAGAACAAUCACAGAGCCACUACUGCACUAAUUAUGAAAGAACAUAGUCAUAUUUCUUAACAAAUUAAACAGCAGAAGCUGAGCUACAACGUGUGAAAAACAUGUUUAUAUGACCCAAACACAGUCCAAGCACUACUCAAAUAAACAACUGAAACAUCAAACUUCGUGAAUCACCCUGACCCUAGAAAAUUGGCUUUGGGCUCAAAGGGUUAAGAAAACAUCAUCCAGUCCCUUCAAGAAGUUGGGACAGUAACAAUAUUUGCACAUCUGAUAAACUGAAACAGUUGUACAUGUACGUGUGAGAAUGAGGAAAAACUGUUUCAGCGUGUAUAACACUGACGAACACGUCAACAAAACACAAGUUUGACAACAACUAUAAUAAUUCAAUUUAAAAUACCUAUUGUCAAUUUGAGGUACACAGGUCUGCAAACACGAGCAACAUAAUAAUAAAUUAGCAAUCUAAAAAUACAAAACAUGAUCAUGUAAAGAUGAAAACACGGAACUGUCAGCGGCUGCUCAUGUUACCGAAAUGAGUGGAAAUCAGUGGAGGAUGCUGACAGUUAUUUUAAUAUCAUAAAUGAAAAAAAUAAUGAUGACACAAUGAGGGAAUAACUUAAAUCUCUGCUGAUUAAAUCUCCUGAUUCUAAUAAACAUGUGAUUUUGUAGUAAAUGGCUAAAAUGCAGCGUUCCUUUGAAGCUGUGAGUCUAUUUGAAAUAACUUUAUUUAAAACAGUACUGAACCACGUUUAACAAUCAGCUACAUUAUGCAGCUUUAGUUUAAUUAAACCUCUGAUCUCUUGUGGCUGGAUCAGAAGCCCUCGGUGGACACUGAACCUGAGUCAGACUGAGUCCAGAAACCAGAUAAAAAUCAAACAUUUGAUCAAAUCUGGAAAAACCGUCAGACGGUUUCCUGAUUGGAUGCAGAGGACGAGAGUCCUGAUAAAAAAUCACAAGCAUUUUCCUUUGUGUACCAUAGCUUUUAAUGUUUGUGUCUCAUAUUCUAAAAAGGAGGAAAAUGCAGUAAGCUUUUAAGCUGAGGACAGAAUGAACAAAUGUCCUGCCGAUGAGCAGAUGUUACAAUAACAUUUGUCUCAACACAGUCGAGGCAGUCGAGUUUAUUUUCCUGUUUUGUUUUUUUAGGUUAAUUUUCUGUUAUUUCUUUGUUUUUGUCUCAUUCUUUAACUGCAGUACAAUAGUUCUGUUCUAGUUCUGUUUGCAGGUGUGUCGAGUGGUAGAUUUUAACCAGAAAAAGCUUGCAGCUGUUUUAAUCACAUUUAGGUACCAGACUUUUCUCCUUGUUCUUCUUCUGAUUGUGCUUAUUUUCUAUGUAUUUAUAAAGUAUGUUUUUGGGGAGUUCCUUUUGUGAUUUAGGCCUGAAUGAUAGUCUCAAAUAUAUAUGUAAACACAUUUGAUGUCUUAAUACCUUUUAGAUAUUGUAAAAAGAGUGAACAAGUGAGAGGAAUUAACCCUUUUUGUAAAAACAAACCAUCAUGACGUGGUCACAUCCUGUUUUUGAAGGCAGGACGUAAAAAAACGCUUUCAUCACUUUUGUAUAAAACUGCUUUUCCGAUACAAUAUUUAACUUUUUGUAAACAGCAUCAUUUGUGUUUCCCCUGGUUCUUCUCGUCCUUUGUGUAUUAUUGUGAAAUGUAUAAUCAUGGUUAUUUCUUAAUGCACUACUUCUUUUUGUUGGGGCACUUAAUAAGAGCAAUGCAUCUUAGCGAAAAAGAAAAAAGCUGAAAGUGGAAAAAAAAAAAGAAAAAAAAGAUGAAAGCUAGAAUGAUAUGCACCAUAUGUUUUUCUGGCAGAAUCCUUGUCAUGUGAAUUUUUUUUAAAUUUCCAAAGCUUAUAGCGUCAUAAUAUUCCUCCACUCUUCCUUUUGGACCAAGCUUGUCUCUUGGUAGACAAUAUUUUAUCCAUUUUUGAUAUUAGACCCGACCCUCGUCUUUGUGUUUUUCGGUGAGAACGAUCGUACGAUUUUAAAAACAGGAAGCAGAUUUUAAAACCACUCCACCAGAACAUUACGUUUUUGGGUCAUUGAUCUCAAGGAAACUUCCAUCGAUGUUGGUGUCGUUGUAGAUGGUGCUGUUCUCGUCGUCACACACAAUCUGGAUCAUUUACUUAUGCAACUGCAUUCCUGUUCUGUCAUGUGAACUCAUCUUCUUCAACGCCAGCACUACUUUUUUCUUUUGACGAGCUCUUCUCCUACUGGCAGAAUUUGUUAUUUUGCACCAGAUGUUUGUCCCUCAGGUUCCCCAAGAGAAGAGAACGUUUGCAUUUGCAGCACUGAUCUAAAACUGACAUGGCUAGGUCAGCAAUUAGCUUUUUAAAUAGCGCAGCCUGUUGGUCUCAAUAAAAAGUUUAAAACUCCCUGAUUUAUUGGUAAUGUAAAAGAAGUUUCUAUACAACAAUCCAGGAUAGAAGCGCCUGGUUUACUAAAGACAAACACAUCAUCUUUUAAUUAUAACUUCUCCAGCACAUCAUUAUUAUACAGUAUCUCAGAAACUGGUUUUAUUUAAAUGUCAUAUGGUUAUAAAUCUAAUAACAUGAAAACAAUCUAAUAAGACAGCCGUUUGCACCAACAGGGGUUUCAGGGCCCAGCUUCUCAGAACUGACAUCACAGGACUGACAGUGUCAGAACCCUGAGCUGCCUGCUUGUUGUGAUUGGCUGUAAAGUUUACAGCCAAUCAAGCAGGAACAGUCCAGAUUUAAGCGGUGUGGUGCAUUCAUCCCCGAAAUCUCCUUUUCUUUGACUUUGAGCCUCAGUAAUGUCACAGCAAAUUUGGACUAAACAAGCUGCAGCCUUCAUUCUGUCACAGACUGAAACCUACACUGUACAUUUGCUGUUAACAGGACCGCUUACAGCAACUGUUGGUGCAACCGAUGUAAAUUCCUUUCUAAUGAUCAGCUGGUGCAUCCUGGUCCAGAGUCAUUACUGACUAACAAUUUUGACACACAGAGAUUGAUACAAAGGAAAAAGUGCUACACGUCUCCAUUAUUUUCUUUCCAAUUUACAUUACAGGACUGUAGAAAAAGUUUGUGCUUAAAGAAAACUAUCAAACAUCCCUUUAACUCCUGAAGAAUCGCCUGAAUCUCUAAAUUUAAAAUCAAAGUUGAGGGCAGGAAUGUGACAGUAAAAACUUAUGCAACAGAAACCUUCAGUCACUGCACGAUACUCUUGUAUUGGCGUUUUGUUGAAGAUGUGUCCAGCGUCUUUGUGGGAGAAGCCAUUUUUUCAGCCACACUAAUCAAAUGAACGGUUGCACGUAAUUUCAGUUGGACAUGAACUCCCCUGUCCGUCUUUCAACAGCUUGCUGGUUUUGGUUUUUUGGUCACAGUUGUAGAAAGUUUUGCUUCUCACCAUCCUGGUUUCAGUCGAGGUUUUAAUAACUGCAAAUAUGCUUCUUUUUUCGAUGUUUUACUUCAAUGUGAAAGAGGGCAGAGGUACUGCAUCUUUGUGAAAUAUGAAAUAUAUCAUCAAAGUAUAUCAAAGCACAAUGUUUAAUUAAUGUCUUUAGAAUACAAACGGGGGCAACACCCCCAGCUUUUCUUUCCUGUCUCUGGCCAUGCUGUAAAUAGAUGCAUGUUUUUGGGUUUUUGGUUUAUUUUUUCCUGUGAUUCAGUGCUUUUUGUACAGAAACAGUCUAAUAAAGAUUACAUUUGGCUUGAA